AUGUCUACCAGCCUGGGUAAGCGGUCUGACUUUGCUGAUGGGGAAAGAGGAGGCUACGGCCCACGUUCUGCUGCUCCUUCCCGGGAGCUUGGGCUGGCCCCUGCACCACAGCCUGAGGUACAGAUCACAGGGCCACUUCUGCCCGCCUUGCUGCAGGGUGAAUAUACUGUCCUCAAGGCUCUUUCCAUCUGCCAAACAGCCGACGGAACACCUCUCACCAAUGCCAGUUACAAGGGAUUCUGCCUGCAGCAGCUGGAGACCUGCUUCCAGAGUGAGCCGGGGCAGCGCCUGGACGUAGUUCUGUGUCUUACUGAGGCCCAGGUGGAGGCUCGCCUUGGGCUGAGGGCCCAGGUGCAGCGGUCCUCCCUGGUGUCUGUGCGGCAGGCUGGGGCUUGCAGCCCUUCUCCACCAAACCAGCGCCAGCGCCAGCCCCAGCUGUCCAGCACAAUGCUCCUUGGCCAUGGCUUUCCUGUCUGCCAGCGCUCCCUCUUCAUCGCCCCCUUCCCCAACGCCCAGGCACAGCCUACAGCCUGCAGGCCGCUCGGCGCCCACUCGUGUUCUGGGGGGUUCUCCCCACAGCACAGGGAUGGCCCGCCCGAGGCCCCGCCCCAUCCCGCCCCUGAAGGGGCGCCCCGGGCCCCGAGUGGCCAGGAGGAGGCGCAGGCGGGGCCGGCGCAGCUCUGCACCCCGGGGCUCAAGGUGUCGGAGUGCCCGAGGGGCUCGCCCUGGGCUGUGGUCCUCGGUGGCCGUGGGGUCGCCCGGCGCUUAGGAGCUGCGCUGGGUCCCAGCUCUGUCCGAGCCCUGGCUCUGGGCGUCCCGUGUCCGGCGGGCACUCUCUGGCCGCCGCCCUCCUGUCACCUGUUCCUCAGCUCUGGCCUGGGGCACCCGCGCUCAGCCGCCUGGCCGGCAGAGGGCCUCGUUGGCCCAGGAAUCUGGCGCCGGCCUGGGCGGGGAGAGGCUGACUGGGCCGAGGAGCCCUGCAGGUAUUCUGUCAAGAGAGGCUCCUCUGAGUCCUACCUAGUGAGCAUGAUCCUCUUUGUAGCUAUACUGGGCAAGGGAAUAGGGAAGGCUCGGCAGCCCUUCCAGCCCCCCAGCCACGGUCCUGGUUGGGCGCUGGCCUGUCUGCUGAAGGAAAUGCCGCUGUUCAGCUGGCAGCUCCGCGACCGCGGGACCGGCAUCCCGGACGAGGGAAUGGAAAAAGUCAAACCUCAGGCUGCGCUGACGGGCAGUGAGCCCCUGACCAUCCUCCCACUGACCCUGGAGCCUGAGGCUGUGGCUGCCAAGGCGCACUACAAGGCCUGUGACCGGCUGAAGUUGGAGCGGAAGCAGAGGCGCAUGUGUCGCCGGGACCCGGGGGUGGCCGAGACUCUGGUGGAGGCCAUCAGCAUGAGCGCCCUCGAGUGCCAGUACCAGUUCCGCUUUGAACGAUGGAACUGCACCCUGGAGGGCCGCUACCGGGCCAGUCUGCUCAAGCGAGGUUUCAAGGAGACGGCCUUCCUGUACGCCAUCUCCUCGGCUGGGCUGACCCACGCGCUGGCCAAAGCCUGCAGCGCCGGCCGCAUGGAGCGCUGCACCUGCGACGAGGCGCCCGACCUGGAGAACCGUGAGGCCUGGCAGUGGGGUGGCUGCGGGGACAACCUCAAGUACAGCAGCAAGUUCGUCAAGGAGUUCCUCGGCCGCCGGUCCAACAAGGACCUGAGGGCCCGGGUUGACUUCCAUAACAACCUUGUGGGCGUGAAGGUGAUCAAAGCCGGGGUGGAGACCACAUGCAAGUGCCAUGGUGUCUCGGGCUCCUGCACGGUGAGGACCUGCUGGCGGCAGCUGGCGCCCUUCCAUGAGGUGGGCAAGCACCUGAAGCACAAAUAUGAGACCGCACUCAAGGUGGGCAGCACCACCAAUGAGGCCACGGGGGAGGCAGGUGACAUCUCGCCGCCCAGAGGCCGGUCGCCCGGGGUGGGCGGUGGCGACCCGCUGCCUCGCACUCCGGAGCUGGUGCACUUGGACGACUCACCGAGUUUCUGCAUGGCUGGCCGCUUCUCCCCAGGCACUGCAGGCCGUAAGUGCCACCGAGAAAAGAACUGUGAGAGCAUCUGCUGUGGACGUGGCCACAACACGCAGAGCCGGGCAGUCACACGGCCUUGCCAGUGCCAGGUGCGCUGGUGUUGCUACGUGGAAUGCAAGCAAUGCACACAGCGGGAGGAGGUCUACACCUGCAAGGGCUGAGCUCUGCCCA
Messenger RNA from Elephantulus edwardii (Cape elephant shrew), 2233 nucleotides. RefSeq lists its product as uncharacterized. The record is from RefSeq and is a predicted model, not a curated record. Gene Ontology annotation, molecular function: frizzled binding; cytokine activity. The coding region runs from base 1 to 2223 and encodes 740 amino acids. Gene Ontology annotation, biological process: multicellular organism development; neuron differentiation; canonical Wnt signaling pathway. Gene Ontology annotation, cellular component: extracellular region. Lineage: Eukaryota; Metazoa; Chordata; Mammalia; Macroscelidea; Macroscelididae. The transcript is spliced from 12 exons.